This is a messenger RNA of Asparagus officinalis (garden asparagus), 1171 nucleotides long. RefSeq names its product GDSL esterase/lipase At3g48460. The record is from RefSeq and is a predicted model, not a curated record. Gene Ontology annotation, molecular function: hydrolase activity, acting on ester bonds. Lineage: Eukaryota; Viridiplantae; Streptophyta; Magnoliopsida; Asparagales; Asparagaceae. The annotation marks the transcript as partial. The transcript has 2 exons.
CCCCGCUACUCCGACGGCCGCCUCCUCAUCGACUUCCUCUCCUCCCUCCUCUCCCUCCACUUCCUCCCCCCUUACCUCCACCUCGGCUCCUCCUCCCCCUCCAACGGCGUUAAUUUCGCAGUUGCGGGGGCCACCGCCAUCGAGCAUGAGUUCUUUGUGAGGAAUAACAUGAGCCUGGAUAUAACUCCUCAGACUUUGGGGACUCAGCUCGAGUGGUUUGAUAAGUUUUUAGAGGGGAGGGGGUGUAGUGGGGAGAGGUUGAGGGAGUGUGGGGAGGUGGGGGAGGAUGCUUUGUUCUGGGUUGGGGAGAUUGGGGCUAAUGAUUAUGCUUAUAGUAUUGGGUCUGAGAUGACGCCGAAAGAGAUCAGAGAACAUGCUGUGAAGAAUGUAGCCAUUUUUGUGAAGGCACUGCUUGAUAGAGGAGCCAAGUACAUAAUAGUCCAAGGCCUCCCCCUAACUGGUUGCCUACCACUAGCAAUGAUCCUAUCCCCAACCACCGACAGAGACGACCUCAACUGCUCCGCCAGCGUCAACACCUACAGCAACCUCCACAAUUCCCUCCUCCAAUCCAAGCUUCAACAACUCCGAAGUCAAUACCCCGCUGCUCUCAUCUCCUAUGCUGAUUACUACAGCGCUCACAGAACCAUCAUGAAGAAUCCAGAAGCUCAUGGCUUCAAUGAGCCUUUCAAGGUUUGCUGUGGCUCAGGGGGUGGCCCCUACAAUUUUGACCCUUUUGCCACGUGUGCAUCGCCCAAGGCCCAGAAAGCUUGUUCUAAUCCGAGAAAGUUUGUGAAUUGGGAUGGAGUUCAUCUCACCGAAGCUGUAUAUAAGAAUGUAGCUGAUAUGUUCUUUCAUCAGAAUUACUGUCGACCAUCCUUCAGUGUUCUUCUUAGCGACAAGAAGAAUAGGGGAUGAGGGAGAUGCAACUGAUUUUGUCUAUCAAUAGCCUGAGAGUACUAGUAUUAGAUGAUUCAGUGUCUAGCUAUGAUUCAGAUUUCAGAUAGCCAUUAGAUUGAUCACACUACUAAGUGCCAAUCUCGGGUUUCCAGAUAAGGAAAGAUAUGUAACAAGAAGACCAUGUGAAAGACAAUGGCUAAUAUAUGCAGUUUUAUCUUUCUUUCAAAAUCUAGACUUUAUAGCAAAUAAAUAUGCUGUUCAAGGCUUUAUGAUU